Molecule: messenger RNA, 213 nt
Organism: Brugia malayi
Lineage: Eukaryota; Metazoa; Nematoda; Chromadorea; Rhabditida; Onchocercidae
Exons: 2
Coding region: 1-213 (70 amino acids)
Biological process (GO): circadian rhythm
Source: RefSeq, a predicted model, not a curated record
AUGUUUACAACUUCAACAACCUCAAAACCAGGCUGUUCAAUUUACAACGAUGAGCAAUUACAUAUUAUCAUGGAUCGAGUUUGUGAAAUUUGUCAUGAAAUGUAUUCACAUCAAUACCCUAAUACAAGGGCCGAUUGCAGAUCAGACUGUUUCCGGAGCAAGCAUUUUCAAUCAUGUUUGGAGCAUUUUCGACCUAUGAUUCCGUAUGGUUGA